UAACUGGAGGUAAAAGGUCAAGAUCUCCCAAUGUUUUGUUUAUAAUGAAAUUUGAGAAUACGAUGCUCUGGUUAUCAUGGAAAAUGAAGAAAAGUUAAUUGACCUGCAGUUAUGUAGCGAUAAAAUAUUGGUCUGGAAAGCAGACGAUGUUAGGACAAUACGAGAUGAGCACCAUAUAGUGGGAAAGCUGAUUGGUUGCCUACCAAGAACUCCGCAACAGAACUUACAACUUGGUCUUCCCCUACAACUUCUGCCAGAAGAAGCAGCAGUAUUGAUCGAAUAUGGGGUCGCUAGAAUUAUAAAAAUAAAAAUUGCAACACCAGGUGCUGAAGAUGUUGAGAAAUUUAAAGAGGAUAGACAGAAAAGUUUUAUGGAACAGAACCAUAUUUACAAUUUGGAGAAAGAUUCUAAAAAGGCAGAUAUUUUGAAGAAAAAUCAAUCAUCCUUUGGUAAGAAGAAGAAACAACUAAGAAAGGAAAGAGCAAAGAAUAGAAAAAUGCUACUCGGAGGACAUAUAGGAAGGCCAAUCGGAGAGAGCCAUGCAUCCUUGCUGUUAAAAGAUUCUAGCUUAAGUGAUGACCUAAAAGAUACCAGGAAAGCAUAUGUGAACAAGGAAGGGUUGCCUUCAGACAAAUCUAUAUCAGAGGGUAUUGAAAACUCAGAGAUUACAGAAGAUGCUGGAAUGGUCAAAAUUGAAUCAGUUGGAGUUGGAGAGCAGGCAGGAAAGAUUAAUAUAGAUGACAGAGGAAAUAGUAGUUGCAAUUUAGAACGUCUUAGCAAAAGUUGUAAAAGGGAGGUGGACAAGGAAGAUUCAGAAAAUAAUGUGGCUAAUAAGAGACAGAAAGUAUUGGCAGACCAAUUUGAAGAUGGUCAUGAAGUCUCUGGCAAUAAUAUUACCACAUGUAGUGAACAGAAUAUCACUCAAAUUGAACACAGAAAGUUACAGAAGGGUGAAACUGAAAAUGUACCUGAAAAUGGCAUCAAAAACAAUGAUUCUGAAAAAAUGAUGGAUGUUGAAAAUUAUGCAAAUGUAACAGAUUCAAGUGUAAAAGAGAAAAAACAAACGGUUGACAAUAUUGAUAGCAAGUUGAACUGUAGAGAUACUGUUUGUGAUGGUUUACAAGACAAUCCAAGUUGUGCUGCUAUUGUUGGAAAGGAUUCAAAGAAUGAAUCCGUGGUUAAGAAUGAUAGUGAAGAAGAAGAAAAAAAACAUGGAGAGGAAGAAAAUAACACCAGUAAAGGGCACCGACAGUGCCUGAUACAUUUACCAACAUGUGCUGCUAAAUUUGAUAAAAUCCCUUUGGAAGAGUGGAAUUACCCAUCUUCAGAUACAGAGUGGCUACGAUUCCUAGUAUUCAAGCAUUUCUGGGAAGAGGGUUACUACUUGACUUGUGGAGGAAAGUUUGGUGGAGACUUCUUAGUAUACCCAGGUAACCCCAUGCUUUUCCAUUCAUCCUUCAUUGCUAUUUGUCGCCCUCAUAGUGAAUCGUUCACUGCACGAGAAUUGGUUCAGUUUGGUCGAAUGGCAUCAAAUGUGAAGAAAACUGUGAUUAUAUGUUCAUUAGAUACACAAGAUAAACUAGUAUUUACCUCUGUACAAUGGACAGGAAUAUCAUAGCCAGGUAACAAGAGUGAAUGUAUAAAUGCAGAGGAAACUGAAUGAAGAAAUAGUUUUUAAGUCCCAUUCUGAAAGUGGCUGUUUGAUAAAAAUUUUAAUAAAUAAUGUUUGUAAAAACAACUACCCACUGUUAACAAGAGAAAUAAAUUUGCAAGGAAAACCAA
Anneissia japonica is the source of this 1782-nucleotide messenger RNA. Its product is annotated as tRNA-splicing endonuclease subunit Sen34-like. The transcript has 6 exons. The coding region runs from base 77 to 1618 and encodes 513 amino acids. Gene Ontology annotation, biological process: tRNA-type intron splice site recognition and cleavage; tRNA splicing, via endonucleolytic cleavage and ligation. Gene Ontology annotation, molecular function: nucleic acid binding; tRNA-intron lyase activity. Lineage: Eukaryota; Metazoa; Echinodermata; Crinoidea; Comatulida; Comatulidae. The record is from RefSeq and is a predicted model, not a curated record.